AUGGUGGCUGAACUCAAGCAUUGCAUGGGAGGUCCUGCUCUGCCAGGAGGGAGGAGGAGUGAUGACGAGGGUUGGCUGCUGCAGAAUGUGGAGAGCGGCGAGAAGAUGGGAGCUAGCGACGUCAAGGUCUUCAUGGAUCAAGUGGGAGGGAUCCUCGUGCGAGGAAACAGAUACGGAGCUAGUUGUGCUGAGAGAGUAAGGCUGUAUGAUAUCGAGUUCUUGCUCCCCCCAACGAGCGGAGGGGAGGAGAAGCCCAGCUCGGCUCCAGCAUCGUCUGCGAGGAGGACUGAGACUGCUUCACUCGAGGGUUGCGACUUGCUCUACCGUGAGAAAGACUGGUCGGGGGCGUUGCGGUGCUACAGGGAGUGGAGAACGCAUGCUGAUCGCUCUUCUCCUGCCCGUGGGAGCGUGCGAGAGCGGCAGCGAGCAUGCUGGGCGCAGCUGAGGGAGGCGAGGCUGGCCCUGAUGCUGUCGAAGCCUGCCAAGGAGGAGACAUGGAAGACCCUCUCUGCUGCGCUGCAUGCGGCGGACGAGGAGGAUGGGAGGCCAGGAGGGCAUGAGGAUGGAGGAGCCGGGAGGGAAGCAUGGGGAGUGGGGCUGAGCAAGCUGGUGGAGGCAGGAACGUGCACGGGUUGGUGCUAUAGGACGAGGGGAGACGUGUUGUUCAAGGACAGGGACUACAAGGCUGCAGCAGUUGAGUACGAGAAAGCGCUUCACUUCGGCUUAGGGGAUGUCUUGUCCGUGGCUGUCACACGGCAUGACCUUGCAGCAGCCCAGCACCUUUCCCAGGAGGAGGGUGCGGACUUUACGAGGCUGUACUCUGAAGCAGUCAACCUAGAGCCCGAGCUGGUGACCUCUCAGAUUUCAGGGACCAUGGGCACAUUUGCUUACCCCGAGGAUGCACGCGUAAUCAUUCAGAAAGCGCUUCACCAGCGGUAUCAGCGGCUCUCCCGCAAGGAGGAGACGCGGAGCUCCCGCCUCAAGCAGCUUGACGAGCACAUCAGGAGGGAGGAGGGUGCGUUCCCAGCAUGCAGCAGCAACAGCAGCAGGCGCGUCCAUUUCUUCUGCCGGAUCCGUGGGCAGACGCCAGGGACGGCGGAUCAGCGGUGGGGCCCCUCGUCGACCCAGCGCGGAGUCGGAGGGUCGGAGGAGGCAGCGAUCUACCUGGUGCGGGAGCUGGCAAGGAAGGGAUGGUGCGUGAGGGUGUACGGGAACCCGGAGGUGGAGGAGUGGGGAAGGGACGAGGAUGGAGUGACGUGGCUGCCCUUCUACACUCUGGACAUGCUGCAAGAGCCGAGCGUCUUCGUGGUGUGGAGGAACUUCGACGCCGUCUGGCUCGCUCCUCGCACUCGCUCUCGCUUCCUCUGGGUCCACGACCCGCUGGCGCUGGCGUCCGACCAGGACUACUUCACCUCCACCUUCCUUGGAGCGCUCAGCGGCAUCUUCGUCCUCAGCCAGCACAGCGCCUCUCAGUUCCCCCCGCACGCCCAGAGCAAGCUGAUCCUGAGCAACAACGGCCUUGCUCCUCACCUGCUGCGGGACGGGCCCAACCAUCACCACAAGCUCCUCUACAGCUCCUGGCCGUCCUCGGGCCUCGAGCAGCUCCUGGAGCUGUGGCCGCGGAUCCGCCACAAGGCAGGGGGAGGGGAGCUGUACGUGUACUACGGGUUUGACAUGUGGUGGGCAACCCCGCUGUACAAGCACGAGCGCUGGUUCAUCGAGUGGAGGAGGAAGAUGGAGGACAUGUUGCGGCAGGAGGGCGUCAAGUACAUGGGCGGCGUCGGGCACCAGGACAUGGCGGACGCGUACGCUGAGGCGGGCUUCUACGUGUACCCUACAGACACGCCUGAGACGGCUCCUAUCAACCUGAUCAAGGCGCAGGCCAACGGCUGCGUCCCCGUCACCUCUCGCUACCCACUGAGUGCCAUCCCGGAGACCACCGGGGAGUUCGACCUGGGCCCGGAGCCCGGGAGCCACGUCAGCAUCAAGCAGAACAGAACCUUGCUGCUGCUGUGGGCGGACGCGGUUGCUCGGGCGGUGGCGACGCCGCGGGAGGAGCUGGAGGAGCACAGGAGGAGGAUGAAGAGGAGCGCGAGGGAGAGGUACUCGUGGCCCAAGAUCGCGGAGGAGUGGAGCCGACACUUUUCCAAGGCUGUGGGAGAGCGUGAGGGAGAGGAGGAAGAGCAGGGUGAGGGAGGGAGAGCAGGAGGAGCAGGAGGGGGAGGAAGCUCCGACACAGGACGGGCGCAGUAA
Guillardia theta CCMP2712 is the source of this 2253-nucleotide messenger RNA. RefSeq lists its product as hypothetical. The record is from RefSeq and is a predicted model, not a curated record. The transcript is spliced from 6 exons. Lineage: Eukaryota; Cryptophyceae; Pyrenomonadales; Geminigeraceae. Gene Ontology annotation, molecular function: protein binding. The coding region runs from base 1 to 2253 and encodes 750 amino acids.